AUGGCUCUGUGUAUGUGUGUGUUCUGUUAUGAACAAGGUCCUCUUACCAUGUGGGUUCAGGGUCACCAACACCCACAACGUCGUCACCCCCUUUUUGAUGUGUGUGUGUGUGUGUCUCUCUCUCUCUCUCUCUCUCUCUCUCUCUCUCUCUCUCUCUCUCUCUCUCUCUCUCUGUGCGUGGCUCUCUCUCUCUCACCUUCUCUCAAGCUCUCUCUCUCACUCAAAACUCUCUCAAACUCUCUCUCUCAAACUCCUUGCCUCAAUCUCAUAAAUCUCAAUCUCUAUCUAUCUCUGUCUCUCUCUGUCUCUCGCUGUCUCUCUGUCUCUCUCUGUCUCUCGCUGUCUCUCUGUCUCUCCCUCUUGUCUCUCUGUACCUCUCCCUCUCUCACUCUUUCCAUGUCUCACCCAUAA
Messenger RNA from Monosiga brevicollis MX1, 411 nucleotides. RefSeq lists its product as uncharacterized. Bases 1 to 411 code for a protein of 136 amino acids. Lineage: Eukaryota; Choanoflagellata; Craspedida; Salpingoecidae. The transcript is spliced from 2 exons. The record is from RefSeq and is a predicted model, not a curated record.